Metarhizium album ARSEF 1941 is the source of this 1341-nucleotide messenger RNA. RefSeq names its product ornithine aminotransferase. The coding region runs from base 1 to 1341 and encodes 446 amino acids. The transcript is spliced from 3 exons. Lineage: Eukaryota; Fungi; Ascomycota; Sordariomycetes; Hypocreales; Clavicipitaceae. Gene Ontology annotation, molecular function: identical protein binding; L-ornithine transaminase activity; pyridoxal phosphate binding. The record is from RefSeq and is a predicted model, not a curated record. Gene Ontology annotation, cellular component: cytoplasm.
AUGGCGCCCCAUGCAGAGGUCGCCGGUACCCCCGCCGUCUCCGGCAUCACCAAUGCCCGGCACCACGCCGCUUCGACCGAGGCUGCAAUCAAGGCUGAAAACGAGUUCGCCGCCCACAACUACCACCCUAUCCCCGUCGUCUUCUCCAAAGCUCGCGGCGUAAAUGUCUGGGAUCCCGAGGGGCGCCAGUACCUUGAUUUUCUUUCUGCCUACAGUGCCGUGAACCAGGGCCACUGCCACCCCGAACUCGUCAAGGCCUUGACCGAACAGGCCAGCCGCCUGACCCUGUCCUCCCGAGCUUUCUACAACGAUGUGUUCCCCAAGUGGGCCGAGAAGAUCCGCAAAGUCUUUGGCUACGAGAUGGUCUUGCCCAUGAACACCGGCGUUGAGGCUACCGAGACCGCCAUCAAGAUUGCCCGGAAGUGGGCUUACAAAGUGAAGGGAGUGGACAAGGACAAGGCUCUUGUUUUCUGUGUCACUGACAACUUUCACGGCCGAUCGAUGACCGCCGUCACCCUGUCCACGGACCCCGAGUCCAAGGACAACUACGGUCCUUACAUUCCCAACAUUGGCGCCGCCAGCCCGUCCACCGGAAAGCCCAUUCGAUUCAAUAAUGCCGCCGACUUGGAAGAAGUACUUGAAUCCCACGGGAAGCAAACUGCUGCUUUCUUAGUCGAGCCCAUUCAGGGCGAGGCUGGUGUUGUGGUUCCCGACGAGGACUACCUUGUCAAGGUCCACGCUCUCUGCAAAAAACACAACGUUCUCCUCAUCUGUGAUGAGAUUCAGACCGGUAUCGGCCGGACUGGUCGCAUGCUCGCCUCGGAGUGGUCUGGUAUCAAGCCUGAUAUGGUUACACUCGGCAAGGCCAUCUCCGGUGGCAUGUAUCCAGUGAGCGCCGUCAUGAGCUCCAAGGAAAUCAUGCUGGUCGUUGAGCCUGGCACUCACGGCUCCACGUACGGUGGUAAUCCACUGGGAUGCGCCGUCUCUAUUCGAGCAUUGGAGCUUAUUGAGGAGGAGGACAUGAUUGCAAACGCUGAGCGUCUCGGCAGAAUCUUCCGCGACAGUCUUGCCGCCCUCGAAAGCCCGAUUAUCAAGACCAUUCGUGGAAAGGGUCUCUUGAAUGCCAUCGUCAUUGAUGAGACUGCUGCGUCUGGCCGCACCGCUUGGGAUCUGUGCAUUCUCCUCAAAAACAAAGGCCUUUUGGCCAAGCCGACUCACGGCGAUAUCAUCCGCUUCUCUCCUCCCCUGGUUAUUACCGAGGCUGAGCUCCGUAAGGGUUUGAGCAUCAUUACCGCGGCCAUCGAAGAGCUUCCUACCUUUGAGAAGUCUCUUGGUCACUAG